AUGGCUUCUUUCCUAGUUUCAUGGUCCAUCACCUCCACCUCUUUGGCUAAGCAAUCGCAUUUUGCAAAGAGAAACCCUCGCCUUCGUGUAUCCUGUGAAAAAAAUCAGACAGAAAUUUCUCACGAAAAUUUUGAUAGGAGAAAUUUGCUUCUUGGCAUGGGAGGCCUUUAUGGUUCAUCUAAUCUCCUUUCUAUUUCACCUGCACUUGCAACUCCAAUAGAAGCUCCUGACUUCACCAAAUGCAGCAGGGGCACAAACUUGAGCACGGGGCAACCACUAGAUGUCAAUUGCUGCCCCCCAUUAUCAAGGGAAAUCAUUGAUUACAAGCUUCCCCCGGUGACAAGAAUGCGAUUCCGACCUGCUGCGCAUUUGGCCACGGCAGAGUACAUAGAGAAAUUUGAGACAGCUGUCGAGCUUAUGAAGGCUCUUCCGGAUGAUGAUCCGCGAAGUUUCAUGCAACAAGCCAAUGUUCAUUGUGCUUAUUGUAAUCUUACUCAUGAACAAGUUGGGGCCUCGGAUUUGAGGAUUCAAAUUCACAAUUGCUGGCUUUUCUUUCCAUGGCAUAGAUGGUACUUGUAUUUUUAUGAAAGAAUUUUGGGAAAAUUGAUUGAUGAUCCCACUUUUGGUUUGCCUUUUUGGAACUGGGACAAUCCUGAGGGUAUGUUUAUGCCUGCCAUGUUUGCAAAUUCUUAUUCACCAUUAUAUGAUGCGAGACGUAACGUGUAUCAUUUGCCACCAGCCAUUGCUGAUCUUUCCUAUUCUGGUAAGGACGCAAAACAUCCCUCAAAGAUAAUUCCACACAAUCUUACCCUUAUGUACCGUGAAAUGAUACGCCAUGCUCGUCACCUUGAGGAUUUCUACGGAGCAAAAUAUAGCACCGGGUCUAAGCCAAACCCCGGGCCAGGGACCGUGGAGCGUGGCUCCCACACAGCGAUUCACUCGUGGGUUGGCGAAGCCACACGCACUGGAGAGGAUAUGGGAAAUUUUUAUUCUUCGGCUCGAGAUACAUUGUUCUUUAGCCACCAUGCCAACAUCGAUCGACUUUGGACAGUAUGGCAGGAUUUCAGGGGCCCAAAAGCAAAGCAUUUCACGGACUCGGAUUGGUUAAAUACAACCUUUUUAUUCUACGAUGAAAAUGCACGACUUGUGCGGGUGAAAGUUGGAGACACUAUGGACCACAUAAAAAUGGGAUAUGAUUUCCAAAAGGUGGAUAUCCCAUGGCAAAAGAAGAAGCCUAGGGCACAUUGGAAAAAGUCCAAAGUAGCCUCCACCUCCGGUGCUCCAUCAGCUGACAGUAUUUUCCCCAUAAAACUAGACAAAGUUAUCAAGGUUUUGGUCCCUAGGCCUAAGAAAUCAAGGAGUAAGAGGGAUAAGGAAAAUGAGGAGGAAUUGCUGGUGAUCGAAGGGAUCGAUGUAGACACUGCAACAUUUGUGAAGUUUGAUGUGUUUGUUAACGAUGAAGAUGAUGAUCCCUAUGUGUUAGACAAGGCGGAGUAUGCCGGCAGCUACUCGCAGUUGCCACAUAAGAACUCUUCCAGGGUGAAGACUAAGAUUAGGUUGGGACUGACUGAGCUGUUGGAAGAUUUGGAUUGUGAAGAUGAUGAAUAUAUAUUGGUUACUUUGGUGCCAAAAGCUGGGGGAGAUGAUAUUACCAUUGGUGGUAUCAAGAUUAUUUAUGUUUCUUGA
This is a messenger RNA of Fraxinus pennsylvanica, 1686 nucleotides long. The record is from the annotation of a GenBank genome assembly. NCBI's taxonomy places the organism in Eukaryota, Viridiplantae, Streptophyta, Magnoliopsida, Lamiales, Oleaceae.